AUGUGUAGACUUGCUAGGUGUGCUCUCAGAGAGGAAUCCUGCAAAAGUCUUGUACCAGUUCUCACGUCAGACAGCAGCCAGCUACACGAAUUGGACCUAAGUGAUAAUGACCUGGGUGAUGAGGGAAUGAAGCACCUUCAGAUUGGACUUAAGAGUCAGAACUGCAAUUUGAAAUCACUGAGGCUCUCAGGCUGUCUUAUCUCAGAGCUGGGUUGUGGCUUCUUGGCUACUGCGCUAGCAUCAAAUCCUGCCUACCUGAAAGAGCUUGAUGUGAGCUACAACCAUCUUGGGGAAGAUGGAGAGAGACAGCUGUCACUGUGCAGGCUGGAGAAGCUGAUGUUCAAUCAUGGUGGUGCAUGUCGGUUACACCGAGGACUGCGAAAAUAUGCUUGUGACCUCACACUGAACCCCAACACUGCUCAUCGAAACCUACACAUUUCUGAAGAUAACAAAUCGGUGAAACAUAUUACUCUAGCUCUAAGCUAUCCGAAUAACCCCGACAGAUUUGAGUAUAGUGACCAGCCUGGCCGUCCAGAUGAGUUUACGAUAUAUGAUGAUGUUGGGAUCCGGCUGUACUCCAUGGAAACUGAGAUCCUGACAACAGAGGACAUUCAGCUGCUGACAAAGACUAUGCAGACGUCCAGUCCACCUGGCUGUGGUCAGCCCGUCAUCAUUUAUAACCCACAGGUGCUGACAGGAUGGCUAUCAGCGCCACUGUGCUAUUCUGCCCAGCAGGGGGUGCUUGUUUGCAUUCUGGGGCUCGUCACCUCCAGGACCACUCGCCUGCACUCAUUACAAAACACCGCCGCUACCCCCUCAUACCGCUACCCCCGCUACCGCUACCCACGCUACCCACGCUACCCCCGCUACCCCGCUACCCCUACUGCCGCCGCCGCCGCCGCUACUGGGGCUUAG
Sardina pilchardus (European sardine) is the source of this 915-nucleotide messenger RNA. Its product is annotated as ribonuclease inhibitor-like. Gene Ontology annotation, molecular function: protein binding. The record is from RefSeq and is a predicted model, not a curated record. The transcript has 7 exons. NCBI's taxonomy places the organism in Eukaryota, Metazoa, Chordata, Actinopteri, Clupeiformes, Clupeidae. Gene Ontology annotation, biological process: intracellular signal transduction. Bases 1 to 915 code for a protein of 304 amino acids.